CCUGAUGGUAAAAGGUAAGGUUGUAGUGCGUGAUCACCCUCUGCUGGUUACUUUUUAUAACUAACAAAUACAAAAUUGUUAGGAUUUAGUUUGAUUUCAUGAUAACUCCAUCCAUCCAUUAAAUCUUUUUGUUGUUGUUUCUGUUUUUGAGUGAGUGGCAUUUUUUUUGAUCACAUAACAUCCCUAAUUGAGUCAUAGUAUCAUCUGGGUUGAAUAAUACUUGGACUGAGAGCUCAUCUCUCUGGUAUCUUGACUGGUUUCGGGUGUUAGUUUGUGUCACCAGCUCGUACUUGUUCCUCUUCACACUCUGUGCUUCGUCUUGAUCAAAGCGAGGUAAAAGUACACGAGGCUUUCAUACGGCUUGAAAACAGUUUGUUGUUGUCAAGAGAGAUUUUACAUCAUCACACCCUGAGAAUCGUGCAAACUCGAGUUCUUUUUAUUAUCCCCUGACUUCUCUUACUAAACAAAUGAUGAGUUAUUUGAUGAUAUUACAGCAAUGAAAUUUGCUGGUAUAUGACUUUUCUACGAACCUCCCAGAGUAAAGAAGUUACUUUAGUUUAUCUGACAGUAUCAUGAAAGGUGUGGCAAACUAUAAAUCAAGCUGUARAAUAUGAAUAAUCAGUCCUAAUUCUGAUUUUGUUCCCAUUUAUGUGACUUACUGUAAGUGUGUUGUAGUUUUGGAGUCGUCUGACACUGCUGACGAUGUAGUGUUGAGCAAGACUUUGUGUCACCAGCCACACCUUUCCACUCCUCCUCUCACAAGCGGUAGUUACAGCUAAGCCAGGCUCAGAUCUAUAAGAACUUUGCCAGCAGCUAAGAAGUCAUUAUUUACAGUGCAGCUCAAGCAUCAGACCUUCAAGGAACAUGCUGUGGACAAUAUUUCUGAUUCUUAAUGGACUGUUUAUWUUACUUCUUCUGUUUUUUACUCGCUCAAGACRGAAGAACGAGCCGCCUCUCGACAAAGGGGUCAUUCCAUGGCUGGGUCAUGCUCUUGAGUUCGGCAAAGAUGCAGCAAGGUUUUUGGCACGCAUGAAAGAAAAACACGGAGAUAUCUUCACUGUCUGUGUUGCCGGGCACUAUGUGACAGUGCUGUUGGACCCAAACUCCUUUGACAGUGUGCUGAGUGAUACAGACAGUUUUAAAUUCAACAAAAUCCGAGGCCAGCUCAUAGAAAGAGUCUUCAGUUUGCAGCUUCCAAACCUCGACCGUGCAUCAGAGAGAAAAUGGAUGGAAACGCAUUUCCAAGGUCACAGUCUCCAGAAGCUCAGCAGCUCCAUGAACACUCACCUUUACAACCUGCUGGUGAAUAACCAUGAACCCUGCAGCUCUUCAGAGUGGAGGGAGGAUGAACUCUUUGGCCUCUGUUACAGUCUUCUUUUCAGAGCUGGAUAUCUUACGUUGUUUGGAAAGGAAGACAGUGCAGCCACAGUCUAUGAGGAGUUUCGAAAGUUUGACGGACUUCUCACCAAACUGGCUCGAAAUUCUGUGAAACGAGGGGAAAGUAAAAUAGUCAAAGCAUCCCAGGAGCAACUUUGGGAGCUGCUGUCCCCCCGGUGUCUGAACGAAGCGUCUGAUUCCUGGCAGCAGAGCUACCAUCACUUCCUGCAGGGACAGGGGAUAGAUGCAGACAUGCAGAAAAAAGCCCUGCUCUUGCAGCUGUGGACCACCCAGUGUAAUGCUGGACCUGCUGCCUUUUGGAUCCUUGGCUAUCUGCUUACUCACCCCGAGGCCAUGGAAGCUGUUAAGUCAGAGAUGAGAGGCCUUUCCACUCUCCAGUAUACUUCCCUGCAGCGGCCCGCCCUAAACCAGCUGGAAGCUCAGCAUACACCUGUGUUUGACAGCGUUUUGAACGAGACCCUACGGCUCACCGCCGCYGUGAUGAUCAAUAGAGAAGUGGUGCGGGAAAAGACCCUGCGCUUGGCCAACGGUACGGAGUACCACCUCAGACAAGGGGACAGAGUGUGCCUCUUUCCCUUCCUCAGCCCUCAAAUGGACCCGGAGAUCCACCAAGAACCCCAGAUGUUCAAAUACGAUCGCUUUCUUAUGGAAAACCAAACGGAGAAAGAUGAAUUCUACAAGAACGGGAAAAGACUGAAGUACUACAUCAUGCCUUGGGGCGCAGGGAGGAACAGCUGCGUGGGGAAGGAGUUUGCUGUUGCAGCCAUUAGGCAGUUUGUGUUCCUGAUUUUGACUCAUCUUGAUCUGGAGCUGAGUGACCCCGAUGCUAAACUUCCACCUGUUAAUCCAAACCGCUAUGGCUUCGGGAUGCUGCAGCCAGACGGAGAUCUGCAGGUCAGAUACAGACUGAAGAGGACAUGAAAUCUGCACACUCUAAAGUGUGCUGACUGAUGAACAUAUUUUUUAAAAGUGGUUUUAGUGUGACACAACAUUAUUUAUUCUGGUUCAUAUUUAAUCUAUCUGCCUUUAAGCUGUAAAAUGCAUUGCUGUGUUUAAAACAUUAUUUAUAAUAA
Molecule: messenger RNA, 2471 nt
Organism: Austrofundulus limnaeus
Lineage: Eukaryota; Metazoa; Chordata; Actinopteri; Cyprinodontiformes; Rivulidae
Gene: ptgis
Product: prostaglandin I2 (prostacyclin) synthase
Exons: 10
Coding region: 865-2319 (484 amino acids)
Biological process (GO): prostaglandin biosynthetic process
Molecular function (GO): heme binding; oxidoreductase activity, acting on paired donors, with incorporation or reduction of molecular oxygen; monooxygenase activity
Source: RefSeq, a predicted model, not a curated record